Molecule: messenger RNA, 4715 nt
Organism: Perca fluviatilis (European perch)
Lineage: Eukaryota; Metazoa; Chordata; Actinopteri; Perciformes; Percidae
Gene: sack1hb
Product: family with sequence similarity 83 member Hb
Exons: 8
Coding region: 94-3723 (1209 amino acids)
Biological process (GO): protein localization to cytoskeleton; intermediate filament cytoskeleton organization; positive regulation of cell migration
Cellular component (GO): keratin filament
Molecular function (GO): keratin filament binding
Source: RefSeq, a predicted model, not a curated record
AACUUUUCUUUAUUUCUGCACAGGUUUAAAUUCCUCCUCCCUUAUCUCUCCUCACCCAGGCCCUGACCUUUGACCCCACCCCUCUCUCCAACCAUGGCACAUCGAUCUCAGAGUUCAUCGAUUGGCGAUAACCCCCUCGACCCAAACUACCUGCCCCCACAUUACCGUGAGGAGUACCGCCUAGCUAUUGAUGCUCUGAUAGAAAAUGACAUACAGGGUUACUAUGAGUUCCUCCAGUCCGCGGAUGUGGUCGGUUUCCUGGCACAGUCGGAAAUUGAAUUCAUUAAGUCAACAAUCCAGACGCCCAACCAGACCUCCAGCGUCCCAGAGCUGACAUACCAUGAGGGACGUCAGGAUGCUGAUGGCUCCUCCGACACCUACUGGCCGAUGCAGUCUGACCUGGCUGCCCCGGGGCUGGACCUGGGCUGGCCGCUGCCACAGCAAAGCUUCAUGGGGCCCACAGAGGUCACCACUCUAGUCAACCCCUCCGACCCAGACAUGCCAAGCAUCAAGCAGCAGGCCAGGAGACUCAUUAAGAAUGCACGCCAGGUUAUUGCUGUGGUGAUGGACAAGUUUACAGAUGUUGACCUUUUUGCGGACCUCUUGGACGCAGCAGCACGCCACGUUCCUGUUUAUAUUCUACUGGAUGAGCAGGAAGUCCAUCACUUUGUCUCUAUGGUCUUCAACUGCAAAGUCAACUUGGACCAACAUCCUAUGUUGCGUGUCAGGACUGUGGCAGGAAUAACCUAUUAUUCCCGUACGGGGAAAUCAUUUAAGGGGCAGGUGAAAGAUCGUUUCCUACUGGCUGACUGCAAAGCUGUACUCAGUGGCAACUACAGUUUCAUGUGGUCCUAUGAGAAAAUCCACCGCUGCAUCGCCCACCUCUUCCUCGGGGAGCUGGUUUCCACCUUUGAUGAAGAGUUUCGCAUUCUCUUUGCUCAGUCAGAGCCUUUAGUUAUUGAACCAUCUGAUGGAGCACUUGCUCUCUCUGACUCCAGCAGUUACUUAGGCAGCCAGUUCGGUUUAAAGAGGACCCAGUCUUUGCGUAACCCCAUAGGUUACCGAAGGCAGCCUGAGAUUCCCUCUGCCUUCCCUUAUGGAGACGCUGAUCGUAACCUUGCCCUUCCUUUCCGGAGGAACGAUCCAUUUCGUCACACCAUUGAACCUGGGGCAGGAAUUACAAUAGGAAAGUAUUCCCAGCAACAGUUUCGUCUGCAGCAGUCGUUCCUGGAGCAGGGAAGGUCCAUAGUUUCCAGGCAGAUGGAGAUAAGUACCAGUGGCUUCAAGAGGCACAGCUAUGCAGAGGGAACCCAGGAAAACUACUCAUCUUCAAGGCAAUACAUGAAGCACAGAGUCAUGAAUAAUUUGGACGAGACAGACUUUCAGAGGGAGCAGACCCAAACUAGCCAUUACUACAAUGAAGGGCCUGGGCCGGGUUCUGGCAAGGGACACUACGACAGACUUCGAGGUCGUCCUCCACAACUCUCCAUUGACCAGUAUUCAGAUUCAAGCUUUCGCUCAGAUCGGGAGCCUCCACCUGGAAAGUAUAACCGAGAAUACUUUUCAUCUGAGGACUUGAGAGGACCUGAGGGGUGCCAGGCACCUCCAUUAGCUGGAAGGUAUGGAGGAGAUUCCGCCAAUAGGAGACCAACCAUAGGUCAGGCGUAUGCCUGCCAGAGCUCACCCACACAGCCCCACCCUCCAGAGAAGAAACCGUUUGCCAAACAACCUGAUCAGGCGCAUGAUGAAGAUGCAGAUGCUAAGCAAGGCAUGAGAAGUUGGAGAAUCCAUUCCUAUCUUAGCACUUAUGAGGACAGUGGAGAAGAAAGUGUGACUCAACCUUUGGGGCCUGAUGCAUUUGAAGAUCCUCCUCCAUCUCAGCAGCCAACUGCCACUGAAAACUCAGCUCCCCGCUUUGGAAUAAAGGAGCCACCGAAUGUUCCCCCCAAACCCAGACCAGAUAUCUUGAGACCACGGUUUGGAAAGCCCAUCUUACCUGAGUGCAACAGUCAAGACUCUGCCCCAACAACAACCAAGGAUCUGCUACCGUCAAUCAGUGACUUGAAGCCAUUUGUACUGGAGAAAAGAGGGAGGGAGGCUGAGAAGGAAUGGGAGAGAGAGCCAGAGCGGGGUGCAGCAAGGGAGGUGGGUGUGGAUGUGGAGGUGAAAGAGACUCCAGAUCUCUUCCUGUCCAAACAUGAAUCAUUCCGUACAAGGGUUAAUCCACUCCUUCAACGUAACUCUCGUCUGCGUUCCUCGCUUAUAUUCUCAUCGUCCAAGGCAGAGAUGCACAGUGGUAGCCUGGGCCUAAAACCAGCCACAGAGGAAGACGAGGAGUUAAACUCAGUGCGUACUUCCUCGAUUGUAGCCCAGAUCCUAGAGAAGAGGAGGUCAUUGUCUCGUGAGCCUUUUGAGUGGCGAAAGAAGGCUGAGGAAAGAGAUAAGGAGAAAGAAAGGGAGAAGGAGAAAGAAAGGGAGGAGAAAGAAAAAGAGGAGAAAGAGCGACAGCAAGAGGAAAGGGAGAUUCACUUAAAAGCAAAAGAGGAACCUCAGAAAAACAACGAAGAGGUAAAGACGACACCAACUUUUGAGAAAUCUGAUGUAACAACAUCAUUAUCUAUGAACAUGAAUGACCCAGCAAAUAGACUGCAGUAUUUCAAAGACCUGGCGGCCAAAAGAAAAGCCUCAACAAUGGAAACAGAGUCAUCGCUCAAAGCCCCAGAGCCUGCUGAAAAAAAGCCAGACCUUUCUGAUAAACCUCCCCUAAAACCUGCAAUGACUCCAAACAUCCCAAUUGUUAGCCAAACCACCAAAAAAAAAAAUUUUUCAAAACCCCAAAAAAAACCUUCUGCAAGCUACCUGAAGCCUUCAGAGACAACUCCACUUCAAAAAGAGGAAAAUGCAUCAGAUGGUCAAAAGAAGGAUAUAUUCAAGUCUCUAAAGCCCCUUCCGUCACCUAAGAUCUUCAGGAGGGAUCCGUUGAAGUUCAAAGGACUAAAUCCCCGUCGGAUCUCCUGUGAUGAAGAGAUUCUGACCACAGACGCUACUGAUGCAGAGAAGAGUGAAAUGAAAAAGAGUCGCUCUCAAAGUUCUUCAACUCUGCCACGUGAUGACUCCAGGGAAGGAUUGCAAAAAGUUAUGGGAUCUAAUACAUCCAUCAACACACUUGGUGAGGGAAAGGGUGAGGGGAAGACACUUGACUUCUUGAAGAAGCAGACGCAGAGGCUAAAGGGAUUACUGGGGCCCAAGGAUAAAGAGAAGAAAUCUUCAGGAGACGAUAGGGGCAUGAGCACGGUCAGAGAGAUCACUGAAGAUAUAAGCAAAAAGCUGAGUUCAUCAGCUAGAGAUAAAGAAUCCACCACUGCUGACCAAACUACGGCCAAUCACAAAACAUCAACCGGCAUAUCAGGCCCAUCUCGAUACCAGGCCCCGGGCAGCUCUGUUCUGUUCAGUAGCAACCUACGAGAUGACACCAAAGUCAUUCUAGAGCAGAUCUCGGCCAACAGCCAAAAAAACCGAUUGGAGCGAGAAGAAACAGGAGGGGACAAAGAGAGUGACGGUGGAGAGAAGGGGCUAGAGGGACAGAACUCCAUCAAGAAAAAUCGAUUUCUGCGUCCCUCAGGCAACAUCCAGGAGCGGGAGGGAUUGCUGAAGAGGAUGGAGAGUUUGAGGAAGGAAAAGAAGGUCUACAGCCGCUUUGAGAUGGGGAAUAACCUGGGAUAACGAAAGAUGGAGGAGGCACCUUUUAUAUGGGAACUAUUUAUGAAAGAUGAUCAAAAAGACCCAUUGCCCAUAUGUGCCAACGACACUCUCAAAGUACUCAACACCAGCCUUUCCUGGAUUUCCACACAAAGUAAUACAACUUGAAAAGACAAUAUAUAAAAAUACUGAAAAUAAACUGAAGUCAUUGGGUUUGGAAUGUGACUAUGUGCCAAGACCUGGAACUACUUUGACCUUAUAUGGUGACUAAGAGAAAGAAGAGUGAAUCUACUUGCAUUCUGGCUGCAUGGGCCAAUGUUUCACCUAACAGGAAAAAGGUAGGGCAAUUAACAUAAAACUGAACUUGUAUAAACAUGACUGGGGGAGUAAGAGAGGAUAAAAGAAAGACAGUACAUAUUGCACCUGAGGGAUGGAAAAUAGAUCCAUGCCAGUUAAAAAAAAUAUGGUGGUGUAUGACUGCAUGCGUACAAGUGUUGUGUGAUUCUGCAAGUGUCUAUGUAGCUGGGAGAAAGUGUCCUUGUGGAUUCAUUGUGUGCCAAUGGCCCACCAAGGGUAUUACCAAAGUUAGGACUAUUAUUAACCCAGAACAGAAAGCAAAGAUAAGAAAAUGAAGAGGAAAGGAAUGACAUGAAUAAUUGACAAAGAGUGAAAUGUCUGUGAGAUUAUAGAGAAUGAAGAGUAAGACAAAAUCUGAAUGUGAGAAUGUGUCUAAUUCUAAUGUUGAGGCAGAUUUUCGAUAGAAAGUAGAGUCGUGAACUUUACCCUCUCAAGAGUGUUAUGUGCCUUUCUAUUAAGGUUUGGACACACUUCAUAAAGGUUGAAGAUGUCAGAUAACCAUUCAGAGGGGACUAUAGGUUUUCAUGGUUAGAGGAGUUGAGUUAAAAAAUGUAAGUGUACUAGUGUUUGUCUCAUGUAAAUAAAAAUGUAAAGCAUUUAAGUUGCCCUGAAUCACUUUAAAAAAAAAAAUGUGCCCCUGUUCCUCUGUAUGUUGACUU